Aplysia californica (California sea hare) is the source of this 3693-nucleotide messenger RNA. RefSeq names its product ribosome maturation protein SBDS. The transcript is spliced from 7 exons. Gene Ontology annotation, biological process: ribosome biogenesis; cytosolic ribosome assembly. Lineage: Eukaryota; Metazoa; Mollusca; Gastropoda; Aplysiida; Aplysiidae. The record is from RefSeq and is a predicted model, not a curated record. Bases 261 to 1019 code for a protein of 252 amino acids.
GAUCUACAGUGAUAUUAGUUCUAGGCCUUACAGUUCUAUGUUUUUAAUUCGGCGUUGUGUUACUCGUUCACUAACUCCGCUCGUGUGACUCAUUGUCAUCAUUCAAGUUUAUUGUUCAGCAGACUCACCCAUCUUAAUUACAAAAACCCAAAAAACAAAAACAAAAACCCAACCCCAACAAACCCAGUCUUCCUCAUGAACACAACAUUGCAUAUUCAUUACAGCUAUUUUAUUUUGAUUGACAAUCGCCCCUUUGAAAGAUGUCUAAGAUCAACCAACCCACAAAUCAAAAGCGCCUCACUAACGUUGCCAUCGUGAGGCUGAAGAAGGGAGGCAAGCGGUUUGAAAUUGCCUGCUACCCUAACAAAGUUACGUCUUGGAGAAAUAAAAUUGAAACAGAUAUUGAUGAAGUGUUACAGACACAGAAAGUCUUCACCAAUGUUUCCAAAGGAGAAUUUGCGAAGAUGGCUGAUCUCAAGAAAGUAUUUGACAUGGACAGUGAAGCUGAAAUUUGUAAACUGAUUCUCAGCAAAGGGGAGUUGCAAGUGUCUGAGAAAGAACGCAGUGCUCAGCUGGAUGAAAUGUUCCGAGACAUUGCAACCAUCGUGGCAGAUAAAUGUGUCCACCCUGAAACGAAAAGGCCUUACCCUGUCACGAUGAUAGAAAAGUCUAUGAAAUCCAUGCACUUCUCUGUAAAACCAUCCAAGAAUACAAAGCAACAAGCGCUGGAAGUGAUCAAGCAACUGAAGGAGACUGAAACGUUAGAGAUCCAGAGGGCUCACAUGAAGCUGAGGGUUGUUGUUCCAGCAAAAGAGGGCAAGCGAGUCAGGGAGAGUAUUCGAAAACUAGCCCUGGAAGUGGAAGUGGACAAUUUUAAUGAUGAAUUGGAGAUGGUAAUUCUUGUUGACCCAGGCUGUUACAGAGAGGUCAACGACCUGGUCAGCACUGAGACAAAGGGCAAAGGUCAAGUGGACAUGAUGAGCUUAAAGGAAGUGGAGGAAGGAGAGGAGAAGUUGUAGCAGGAGAGAGCACAGAGUUUUUCUCCUCACGUUUUUGUUACCUUUCUUAAAUUGAAUCAUGAGUAGUUGUUGGGUCUUUUCUGUGCAGUUCAUAUUGUUAUAUGGCUGUGUGUGCCCGAUCUACAGACCUGUAUCUUUCUUCCUUGCUUUCCCCUGUUACAUCUCAGGGGUAGUCAGCUGCUGGUUCUUCAACCUGGGGUGCUAUUGAUUUUUACAAAUGUGACCAUUUUUCCUACUUCAUAGGGGCCUCUUGUCCUCAGGCAGCGAACAUUUCACUUUCGAAGGUACUCUGUUUUUAUGCUGACUAGAGUAUUUUUAGUUUUGGUAGGCAAUAGUUUUGGAUUUCAUUAGGUGGUAGCUGAAGCCUACUCUUAUCGAUUUAAGGACCACCGAGGGAUCUUUAACGUGCUCAACUCGCACAUGGAACCUCUUAGAUUUUUCGCCCUUAUCCGAGAAGGCUGGGCGUUUAAUCUUACCUACGCUUAGAGCAAGGGUAUGGCUAAAAGACAGCAGUAAGGAGCCAGAAGUAGCAGUAGAAAGAGUCAGGAGAAAAGAAGAGGCUGGGAUGGGGGGAGAGAGUGGAGAUAAAAGCAGAUGACAGAACAGGACUAGAGAAUAGGAAAGGAUGUGAAAGAAUAUUUUAGAGAAGAAAAUAUUUUCGUCGCUAUCAGGUUUCGAACUGGGACCCUUUGAAUGCAAAGCGAACACAGUACCUCUGGACCUUGAAAUUCCCAUAGACCUGUUUCUGUUAUAAAGUCUAUUCUCAUAAUGAAUUUUGGUGUGCUAUCUCUAGAAAUUGCAAAAGUUGGGUUGCGUGUGAUAUCUUCAGAAUAUUUUUUGUUUUGUCUUCUUGAACUGACGUUUUAUACUACAAAAGCCUCCACUUUUGGUUGUCUUCCUUUGCCUGGUCAGGACACGUACCCAGUACUUUUCAGAGAUGUGAGUGGUGGGAUUUCUGCUACUGACAAUACUAUUGGUAGGUGAACAGAUGUCCUGACCACGCAUUGUGUUUGGUUAUUAUUAGGCUCAAAGUUUACUAGUGAUGCUAUGUUGGAUGCUCCAAGAUACAGCAUAAUUUGUACAAGUUGAAAGUUUGCCUCCUGGAAAGAGUUGCACAUAUUUGUACAUUUUUUAUAUAUAUGACUUGUACCAGAUCUGCAUUUGCUUCAUUCUAUCUCUUUUCUUAAAUUCAUAGUAAAGGGUUUAAAUUGAGAAAGUGAGAUGCUGGGUAUUUCUGUACCGAACUCAGUGCACGAGAAAUAUGCCAGGUCGUACAUAAGACAGCGGUGUUCAUGAAGGUGUUAAUUUUGUCAUUGUAAUCUGCUUUCCUAUUUUUCAAUAGAAGUCAUUUUCAAUGAAUGUUAAUGGCAUUUCUUUAUUAUGAUUUCCUGUGAACUUAGCUCUCUUUUCCCUUUUGCAGUUGCAUUUAUUUUGUUCAAGAAAACUUGCUUAAGAACUUAAGGGGAUCUUAGAAUUCCUGAAAAUAUCUGCCCAAAUUGACCCUUACAAACUGGGUUGGAGCGGGCCACUUUCUAAGUGAUCUAAAUUGUGAAUGGUGAUGUUAAGUUUUUCUUAGUGAACACAACGGGUGAUAAAUGUGUUCGACACAUCCAUAAUUUGGGUAAACUGUAUAUAUAAAGAAAUAUUAAAGAGAUAUCAGCCGGGGAACAGCAAAUUGUAGCCGUGAUUUUUGUUUUUCACGUUCAUGUUAUCUGUGCCCGACUACUUGUAUUUUUGUUUGGGAAGUCUAUCGCAAGAAUGUUUCGUUACAUUCUGAGUUGGUUUCAAGCUUGAUUUUAUCGGCUUAGAGCAGAAAUUUUUUAUAGAGUAGAGUCGGGGUCAUCAUUGUUGACACAGGAACAUGAAAUGGUGGGCUGGGAUCAUUGUGAUGCGAGAAGACGUGGGGGAGUGGAAAGGGGGGAGGGGGGGGUUAUACUUUACUUUUGCCCCAACUGUGGCCAUUAAUGAGCCCUAUCCCUCUUUCAAGCCAUAGUUGUAUGUUUAGAGCUUGUUCUGAUAAACUAUGACAAUUGGCAUGUGAUAGGUUAUUCGGAAUGCUUUAUUUUUAAAAGUCAAUAUAAUACCAAUUUCCUGUCAUGCCUAAAGCACCAGACAGCAGCUGACUAUGACCACUGUGUUGCUACACUCAUCAAGACCAUGUUCCUUCUAAUGUUUUCUUGUUUUGCUUAUUAACCCUGUUUUUUUAUGCCAUUCAUUUGGUUCUGUUGCUUUGUAGUCUAUCAACUGUGAUGUGUGAGUGGAUGACGGGUGCUCUGGUGUGAUUUUCUUUUUCUUUCCUAUCAAACGUCUGUCGUUCUUAUCUGUCCUUGUUUUUGUAGAGUUUGUUACUCUGUGGCACUUUUAAGUUAUUUAACCUAAUUGUGUUGCAUGUGUCAUAAAACACUUAAUGAAACUGAAACCAAAAAAACAAAACAAUGGUGAGGUGUGUCUAGUGUAUGUAUGUUGUUUCAUAGUAAGCAUGCUUGAUAUGACAAGAAGCAGUUUUCUAUUCUUUUUUUUUCUUCAUUCUAAUUCUUGUCACGUAAAGAGAAUACCGCUACUCUCUUGGAAACACUGUAUUUCUUUCUUUGUUUCAAUUGCAAAAUCAAAGCUUCUUGUACUUGGGCAUUGUGGUAUCUGAAAAUGAGAUUGCAAUAAAUAUAACAAUAUCUUC